This is a messenger RNA of Tetrahymena thermophila SB210, 1620 nucleotides long. Its product is annotated as transmembrane protein, putative. NCBI's taxonomy places the organism in Eukaryota, Ciliophora, Oligohymenophorea, Hymenostomatida, Tetrahymenidae. The record is from RefSeq and is a predicted model, not a curated record. The transcript has 2 exons.
AUGAGUAUUUAAGGUUUAGAUUUAUUUUCUUCAGAGUUUUAUUUUAAUAUAGGGCCAAAGCAUUAUAAAAGAGAUACUGUCUUAGGAUUUAUCUUGUCUUUUUUAGCUGUUACAACCACUCUUUCUUAUGCGAUUUACUUAUUUUAUCUCAAUUUUAGCAACUAAUUAAGCCCAAAAUUUUAAUCUUAAAGCUUUAUUACGAAUGAUAGGAUAGAAGUACCUCUCGAAGAUGAUUUAGUUGCAUUUUAGUUUAUGUAUAAUUAUUCAACGAGCAUAGAUUAAUAUUAACAAACUUUGAAUCAGACAUAUCUUGUUUAUGUUGUUUAACUUUACUAUUAAGACCCUAAAAAUAAUACUUACAAUACUAUCAAUCUCAAUACAUUUUAAUGCACUUCACCUUAAUUAUAAGGUUUUACAUGCAUUGAUUUUUCUAAAGCAAAUAACUAUACUUUUUUACUUGAUAAUAGUAAUAAUAAUCAAGUUUAUUCUUCUAUUUACAUACAUUUAUAUGGUUGCAGAGAUUAAGACUUAGUAAAAACAACUAUACCUCAUAAUUGCCCAGCCCAAAAUGAUAUUAAUAAUGUUAUAGAUGGAAAAUAAGCAUAUUUUUAGCUGAAACUCAAAACUUAGUAAUAUAAUACAACUUCAAAGCAAAUCCAAACUACUUACAGAAACAUAUAUAAUUAUGUAUCAUCUUCUUAAUUUGUACUUAACUCUCUGAGCACUUAAAAAUAAGAAACUCAGGUAGACUUAGGUCUCCUUAUUUAGCAGAGAUAAUAUUAUUCUUCUCCUAUUUAAUACACUCUAACAACUUAAAAUUUUGACAGAAUUUCAGCAUUAACAUCAGGAUUAGGCCCAUAUAGCAAAUAAAUAAUACUAAUGGAUGAAAUUGUUUAAAAAUUCCAAUUUUAAUAUCCAACAAUUACAGAAAUAUUGGCGCUUGUAAAUGCUGUAGCUGGAGUAAUAGUUGUAUUAAGAAUUGUGGGGAAAUUUUACAGUUAAAAUUUAAUAAAAUAAGACUUUUUUAUGCUCUUGCUUCAAAAUCUUUACUAAGAUAAAUAUAGAAAAAUCAUGAUCCAUAAUAAUCUUAUUAAAAAGUAAGAAAAUAUUACUUGUUCAAUUUCCACUGAAAAGGCUGAAAAAGAAGAAGCGGUAGAUGAAGUCUAAGAAAAUUAUAUAAAAAAAGACCUAAUUGUACCUGUGUUUCAAACAAAAAAUAGUGAUUAUCUCAAAAAAAAUAAAUAUCCUAUUAAAAAUAAUAACAAUAAUUGCUAAUUUCAUUUAAAAUUUAAUGACUAAAUAAACAUAAAAAAUGAAAAAAUAGAUAACUAGAAAUUAAAUAUAGACUUAAAAAAUAACUUUUUAAAAAUUGAAGAAAAUAUGUUGGAUAUAAAAAAUUAGAACAGUAUAAAUAAUAAAGAUCUGGUCAAUUCUGUAAUAAAUUCUCCAAAUGCAGCAGAAUCAACAAAUCAUAAAUUAAUUUUGUCUCAAAUUCAAAAAGAUCAGUAAAAAGAAUUAAAUGAGCAAUAUGAAAUUAAAAAUACUUAAAUUUUUGAAAAUUGCUCAAUAAAGAAUCUAUCUAAUAAAAUUUAGUUCAAGGAUAAAAAAAGGAGAUAUUGA